Messenger RNA from Symbiodinium sp. CCMP2592, 5139 nucleotides. The record is from the annotation of a GenBank genome assembly. NCBI's taxonomy places the organism in Eukaryota, Dinophyceae, Suessiales, Symbiodiniaceae.
AUGGUGAAUGUGAAGACCACGUACAUCCUGUCCACGGCGGCCGUGGCCGGUUUCCUCGCGAGGGAGGAUGGCAAGCGCCCGGCGUGGUUCAACAGGGCGCGCCUGAUGCCUGUCAGUGCGCUGACGCCAGAUCUCCAGGAACACUUGGCCAACGCCUGCCACGUGAUCUGCAUGAAGGUGCGGCAGGAGGUCACGAACGAGCACGCCCUGCGGGGCGCACCCUCGGGCAGGCCGUCCACGCAAUGGCAAGCCGGCCUUCUUUGUGCUCGUGUCCUCUGGCGGGCCUUGUUUGCCGCAGCUGCCGCCAAGGCUCCAGCCUCUAAGAGGGCAGUUCCUGGGGUCUUCAUGGCGGCGUGCGAAGGGCUGAAGCAGGGCUCUCAGAAGCUCCUGACCAAGAUCUGGCGCGAGGUUCAGGUGCAGUUCACCUCCAAGGAGAACAAGUACCGGAACAUGAAGAGCCGACCGGCGUGGUCUGUAAUCGAGGGCCACCAGUACGAGGUCUUUGGCAAAGAUCGCGGCUAUGGCAUAUGCGAUCCAUCACUAGUGGCUCCCUCCUCUGCUGGCACCAAGCCGGCGUCGAACCUUCAAGACUACCUCGAAGAGGUCUUAGCUUUGAGGUUCGCCGUGGAUUGGAUGAGCCUGUCCAUGGAGGACGCCCAGGAGUUUCUGGAUCAGGCCACCAAGCGUGCCUACAAGAGACCUGUGCUGAAGCCCAAAGCUGCACCGGACCCCGUGUCGCAGCAGCUGGCGGCCCUGAAGGAGAAGACGGUCGACUCCUUCUCCUUGAUGUGGACUGACGAUGCAGAGCUUCGUGGCGUUGCUUCGCUGGCCAUUCGGCUCAUGGAUGGUUUGGAAGGGCCCAGUGCCUUGACCUUCGCAGCGACCUUCGUCGGGCAGAUGCUGCUCGCCAUGUGGAAGGGUGUCGCGCCUAUGCUGGCUCACCAUGCAGCCACAGGCAUCGCGCGCAUCGCCGAGUCGCAUGCGGCAUUGGGUCGCCUUCCUGCUCCGCAGCUGCCGGAGCCAGACUCCACCACGUCGCGGACGGCCGUCUUCGACCGAGUGGCAUCGUCGUAUGACCGAGCCUCGAAAGACUGCGAGGAGUUGGUGAACGCUCUGCCCCGUGGAGUGUUGGGAUCAAUCAUCAAGGCGCAGGCGACCUUCCGUGGCUACGUCUUCCGGGCGCGGUACUUCGCCAAAGCCCGGGCCGUCGCCGCUUACUGCAAGGCUGUCGCCUGGCCGGAGCUGCACCCACAGCUGGAGGGCGAGACCAUGGACCUUGCUUCAGACAAAGACAAGAAGAAAAAGAAGUCGAAGAUGGACAAGACCGGCAUGGCAAGCAACAAAGCAGAUACGUCGAACCUCAACCAGACGAUCAGCGACUUCCAGCCGACGGUCUCUAAGUACUUGGGCGGCGAGGGAAACUCUGCAGCGAAGCAUGCUCCGGCUUCGCCUACAGCCUCGCCCAUGCGCAACACAAUGAACUCCACAAUGGGCUCCACCAAGGGCUCGAUGAUGGGAACGCAGGAAGUCCGCAACCGGGCCUGGCCAUUGCCUACGGCGGACCACAGAGCUUGCGCGGACCUCUUUGCGCUCUACAUGUACAACCUGUAUCGGCGGAAGGAGCUGACCAACAUGUGGUCCACACUUUGCAAGGCCUACGAGCGAGGUAUGGAUUCCUACGCAGAGCUCCUGCAUCGAAACCCUGCCCUGAAGCCGAUGCUGGAGUCCAUUGCUGCGCAGCUCAAGCGAGGUUCGGUCGUGGGUUACGACAAGGCGUUUAUCGCCAAGCACAAGAAGGAACCCGCAGGAGAGCAGGCGACCGGCGGGCGCGUCAAGCCCGUGGAUGCCGACAUCUUCAAGAGCAAAGCGGGCAGCACGCGACAAGGGAUGGGCCAAACGGCACAGAGCACUGCGGAAGAUGCCGCACCAGGAAAGCCGGCACCAACACCAUCACCAGGAGCUACGGCAACAAUGGCCAUUUCCAUGAAGUCGAUGAAUCUGACGGUCGGAGAGAAGACAGAGGCCACCACUUGUGAAGAACUUUCCAGGUAUCCGGGAAGCAGAGAUUCAUGUUUCCCGUCUUCGCAGAUUCUCGGCCCGAAGAUCCCCCGCCAUGCGUCGGCCAUCAUGCGCCGGCUCGCCUGCGUGAGUUUCGGGCUGCUUUGGCUCACAGCGAGCUCGGAGCAUUCACCAAAGCUGCGCGGACGCGCGAAGUCAGGCGCUUCGACCACCUGGGCUGUAGAAGGGGACUGCGUCGCUGAGGGUGCAUGCGUCAGCAGCCCGGGAUAUCCAGGAUCGUACACAAACGAUGACGGCUGCACCGUCACGCUGCUGCAGCGGCCCUCGGUAGUGAGGAUCGUCGCAUUCUCCACAGAAGCCCGAUAUGACAGGCUGGUGAUCGAGGGUCGUACAUUCAGUGGCUCUGGCGAGGGAGUUGUCGGUACGUCUUUCCCGAUUUGGUCCGAAAUUUCCUGGACGUCGGAUGACUCUGUUGCUUCCACUGGUUGGGAGCUUUGCGUCGAAGAGCCGCCUUCUUGUGAGGAUGGACUGCCGCUGAGACCGGUGUCAGUUUCAGAAUGCCCCGCCGUUAGUGAGCCUCUUGUGAGCUGUGAUGCCGCGCAGCCAGGUGAUCUCUGUGAAGGCGACGGCUCGUGCGGCACACGAACGGACAUCAACAACUGUUACGAUGCCCAGUACUCCUAUCCAGCUUCCCGAGAUGUGUAUCAGAAAGCAACUGGUACUAGCAGGACUGCUACCACAACAUUGAGCUCCGUGACCUCAUUGACAUCAACCACACUGACUGCAACACUCGGUGCAGCGAGUGGCCAGCCAUCUUGGUCUGUGUCGGGCGACUGUCAACUGGUAGGUGCUUGCGUGCGAAGCAGCAACUAUCCGGGAGAGUAUGGGGGAGACGAGCACUGCACAAUGGCUGCCCCACUUCCGUCUGUGGUGACCUUUGCUGCCUUUUCCACAGAGAUCGGCUACGACAAGCUCACCUUGAAUGGAGAGGCCUACAGUGGUCAGACUCUCGAGGGCAAGAGCGUGGUGGCUUGGACAAACAUCUCUUGGAUCAGUGACGAGUCCGUGUCGGGCAGCGGUUGGGAGCUGUGCUUGGAUCCUUUGCCUUCCUGCGCCGACGGGCUGCUGUUGGCUCCGGUCGCUGUGAAAGACUGCCCGGAUCCUUCAACGCCUCUUCCGCUCUGUGAUUCCGCCGAGCCAGGUGGGCUCUGUGAGGGUGCUACAGGUAGCUGUGGAACCAGGGAGGACAUCAACAACUGCUAUGAUCGCUUUUACUCCCAUCCUCCCUCCCGCGAUGUCUACCGCAAGACUGUGGGGACGACCAGGACACUGACGACAACUACAACCACCGUCAAGAGCCAGACGACCUACACAGGCACACGCCCCUUAGCAGUCGGCUCCUACUCAGGGCCGGUUCCCUGGGUUGUGGAUGGUGACUGUGGCACUUUCGGUGCAUGUGCCGAAAGCCCCAACUUCCCGCAGCCCUACGGGAACAGGCAGAGCUGCACAUUGUCUCUCCCACAACCUUCAGUUGUGACGGUGACCUUCUUCUCCACGGAGGACGGCUUUGAUGAAAUGUACGUAAACGGAUACGCCUACUCCGGCCAAUCCAUAGCCGGCACGAAGAUGGUGGUCUGGACCAACAUUACUUGGGCAUCUGAUGACAGUGUAACUGGCGACGGGAGGCAGCGCCUGGUGGUCUCUGUGAAGCAGAAGGAAGCUGAGCGGCACCACUUCGACAACAUCGACAGCCACGACCUCCUCCGAGACAACGCAGACAUCGACGAUGCCUGUUCUCUUUGGCUACCACGGCCGUCGGUGGUGCGCGUGACGGCUUUCAGCACCGAGGAUGAGGAUCUGCUGACCAUCAACGGCGAGGCGAUUCCGGGAGAGGGCCUGGAAGGCAAAGUCUUCACUGUGUGGUCCAAUAUUUCAUGGAGCUCCAGUGGCACGGGCAAGGGCUGGCAAAUCUGUUUUGAAGAGCCACCAUCCUGUGCCGACGGCCUGCCCCUCAGCCCUGUGCCUGUGUCGGACUGCUGUGGCUCUGCGAAUGGGGGUGAGCUUUGUCUCGGAGACGGAGACUGCGGCACGAGGGACGACAUCAACAAUUGCUACGAUGCGGCCUUCACAUAUCCUCCGUCCUUGGAUGUUUACCGCAAGGGCAGCGGCACAACCAAGACCAGCACCACUGUGAGCUCUGCAACGCAGACGACCAGUGUGAGCCUCACAAGCACUCAUUGGUACGAGGAGGGUCCCUGGCGACUCGUCGGUUCCUGCACUGUCACCGCGGAUUGUGCCAAGACUUCUGGCGAUGGGAUGUGCACCUUCACACUCCCGAAGGGCACGCCUGUAAAGGUGACGCAUGCGGGCUCGGCGAAUUCUGAGAUCUUCAGCAUCAACGGAGUCGAGCUGACACCCAGUUCACUAGGUGAGACCUUCGUGGUUGACACGGAGAUAUCCUGGAAGUCGGAUCACCGGACAGACAGCUGGUGGGAAGUCUGCAUAGAGACAUCUUCUUGCAGCGAUGGUUUGGGAGUUUCGCCCAUAGAUUCGGCAAAGUGCCCGGCAAGCACGGCCGAUCUCCUUAGUUGUGGGUCGGCGCAGCCUGGAGACCUUUGCUUAGGUGACGGUGAGUGCCUGACUUAUUCUGGCCUGAACAACUGUCCCCCAAAUGCAAUCUACAUGAAGGAGCUGGGUACGACUCUAACCGUCAGCAGCACGACCUCCGUGACUGCAACCUUCACCCCUUCGGCUUGGCGAGUCACCGGCCCCUGCACGUUGAGUGGCACCUGUGUGGAGAGCCCCAACUAUCCAGAGCCGUAUGGACCCAACGAGCGGUGUGAGUUCUCGCUUCCUCCGAACUCAGUGGUUACGAUCGUGGACUUUGCCACGGAGCUCAACUACGAUCGGCUGACCAUCAAUGGUCGGGACUACAGCGGCCCGGGCCAUGCGAUCGUGGGCAAGCCCUUUGUCGUGGAGUCCCUGUCUUGGAGGACGGACGAGUCCCGUUCCGAGAGGGGCUGGAAGCUUUGCCUCGAGGAAUCGCUUUCUUGGCGCUUCUCCGAGGCCGCCGCCGGGGAGGAGGAGGCUCCAAAUACUGGUGCUCUGAGAUUGAUCUGA